This is a messenger RNA of Sus scrofa (pig), 2930 nucleotides long. RefSeq names its product SH3 domain containing GRB2 like 2, endophilin A1 (gene SH3GL2). Gene Ontology annotation, molecular function: protein binding. Gene Ontology annotation, biological process: synaptic vesicle uncoating. The record is from RefSeq and is a predicted model, not a curated record. NCBI's taxonomy places the organism in Eukaryota, Metazoa, Chordata, Mammalia, Artiodactyla, Suidae. Gene Ontology annotation, cellular component: presynapse; glutamatergic synapse; cytoplasm.
CAAAGGGCAGGCGGGCUGGCUUCAGGCAGCGCCCUUGUGGCUACCUGGAAGCCCAACAAGUCACCGGAGUUCUGCCGGUGCCUCGGCUGCCAAUCUGCAGCCACCGGUGGGCAGUUCGCGGGAGCGCGAGGACACCCCUGCGGCGGGAAACCGGCUUUGGUCCUUAGGGCAGGUAGCCGGCCGGUGCGGCGGAGCCAGGUGCCAGGGGCUGGCGCGGGCGCCCAGGUAGCGCUUGCCGCAGCACCUGCCGCACCAAGCCCGCGCCCGGGGCGGGGCUUCCCGCGUCUCCUUUAAGAGGCCGCAGCACCCGCCCCUGACGUCAGGGUGUCUCUCCGCACGAGCCCUCGUCCCGCGCUGCUCCUCGCCCCCGCGCCCACAGCCUCAGCGGCGGCACGACGAGAGGCGGCCCGGCCAGCGUGCCGCUCAGCUCGGCCUUCCCGCCACGCUCUGCUGCCGCGCGCUGUCCCCACUGCAGCCGGCUGCUCGUCCUCCCAAACCAUGUCGGUGGCCGGGCUCAAGAAGCAAUUCCACAAAGCCACUCAGAAAGUGAGUGAGAAGGUUGGAGGAGCUGAAGGAACCAAGCUAGAUGAUGACUUCAGAGAGAUGGAGAGGAAAGUGGAUGUCACCAGCAGGGCUGUCAUGGAAAUAAUGACUAAGACAAUUGAGUACCUUCAACCCAAUCCAGCUUCCAGAGCCAAACUCAGCAUGAUCAACACCAUGUCAAAAAUCCGUGGCCAAGAAAAAGGGCCAGGCUAUCCCCAGGCAGAAGCACUGCUGGCCGAGGCCAUGCUUAAGUUCGGAAGAGAGCUUGGAGAUGACUGCAACUUCGGCCCCGCGCUUGGUGAGGUAGGGGAGGCCAUGCGGGAACUCUCAGAGGUGAAAGACUCUUUGGACAUGGAAGUGAAGCAGAACUUCAUUGACCCCCUUCAGAAUCUUCAUGACAAGGAUCUGAGGGAAAUUCAGCAUCAUCUAAAGAAGUUGGAGGGUCGACGCCUAGAUUUUGAUUAUAAGAAAAAACGACAAGGCAAGAUUCCCGAUGAAGAGUUACGUCAAGCGCUGGAGAAAUUUGAUGAGUCUAAAGAAAUUGCUGAGUCCAGCAUGUUCAAUCUAUUAGAGAUGGAUAUUGAACAGGUGAGCCAGCUCUCUGCACUUGUCCAAGCCCAGCUGGAGUACCAUAAGCAAGCCGUCCAGAUCCUGCAGCAGGUCACCGUUAGACUGGAAGAAAGAAUAAGACAAGCUUCAUCUCAGCCUCGAAGGGAGUAUCAGCCCAAACCUCGAAUGAGCCUGGAGUUUCCAACUGGGGACAGCACUCAGCCCAAUGGGGGCCUCUCCCACACAGGCACCCCCAAACCUGCAGGUGCCCCAAUGGAUCAGCCCUGCUGCCGAGCUCUGUAUGACUUUGAACCUGAAAAUGAAGGGGAGUUGGGUUUUAAAGAGGGUGAUAUCAUCACACUCACCAACCAGAUUGAUGAGAACUGGUAUGAGGGGAUGCUCCACGGACAGUCAGGCUUCUUCCCCAUCAAUUAUGUGGAGAUUCUGGUUGCUCUGCCCCAUUAGGAUGUUAUGGUGGCUGGCUCACCUCUUCUUGACCCAGAUAGUUAAGUUUAACCACUGCUUUGGUAAUGCUGCUUACAACACAUCCCAAGUGCAGGCCGCAGUGGUCCAAGUCAUCCAGCCCCACUGAGUAUCUUUGGUUGACUUGCGUGAGCCCAGGAAAGUCAUGGUGAUGGAUGGUGUCUUCUUCGCCUGGUGGGCAUGGCAUGUGCUUUUUAAUUACCAUCUGAGACCAGCCAGUAGUCACAGAACUGCUGUUUACACAGGUCUCAGGAGGCUGUGGCUUCUGAGACUAUGACCAUGCGCCACAUCCCAGAAAAACCAUCCCACCCACCGAAGAUACCGUCUAUCACCCGGGGCCAUCUCAAGGUCUCAGGUUCUUUAUUUCAAUAGAAGAGAAAGUUCUUGUUUUCACAUUGAUUGACCCCUCCCAAACAUGUGAGUCAUGGAAUUGUUGAAGAAAGCCUCCCUCACCAGCGAAGUGUCUUCUGGUUUGAAUGAGCCACUCCCUUGUUGCUGUCAACAGAGAAGUGUUGGGUGUGGGUUCAAAGCCUUCUCUGAAAACAGUCACCUUUGUUCCCCCUGCUUAUGCCUAUUGCUGAGGUACAUCCAGUUUUCUCCCCUCCCUGCUAUUAAGACCAGAGUGGAAUUCCCGUUUUAUGUCCAACUAAGACCAUUAGCAGCCAACAUUCUGUGGGUGGGGCUAAGGAGGAGAUUCUCUAUCAUGAGGACUUGGGAAGAGAUCUGGUUUCCAAGCUUAAAUUUCUUGCUGAAUAGAAACCAUGUAUGUAUAUAGGGCAUUUCUGAUGGUACAUGGAAAAGCAAAUAUCCUCACUUCAGUUUAUUUAUGAAUUCCAUGUUUCAUGAAUCCAUUUGGCACAGAGACACGAGGAGAAACCAUUUUCCCACUAGGUUAUAGACCGAGAAAAGUAACUGUCAUCACUUUCCACUUUCACCUUGUGUUCUUUGAACAUCAUUUGUGCAUAUUCUGCCCUCAAUGAGGACCAAAUAAAGAUGAUUUUUGUGCUUAGCAGUUUAAGAUGUGUGGCUGCAUAUGCAAAACUCUUUCCCAGUUCAGCCAUGACUUUUAUUUCUCUCCCUUCUUGCUCAUAUUCAUUUUGUGUGUACAGUGCUGUGCGUAAGCUUAUGAGUGGUUUUUUGGUUUUGUUUUUGUAUCAGUCAUUAAAGCCCUGUUAAGUAUCCAGAGUUCUAUUUAUCUAGCUGUACAGAUUCUCUCAGAGGUUUAAUGUGCUGCUUCGGAUGUGCUACCCGCGGUAGUGGAUCAUGUGGAGUGAAAGGCAAAUCUUAUUGCUUCGUGUAUAAACUCUUGCCACGGGAAGCAUCGCUGUUUCCAAUAAAUACUGCUGAAGACAGAA